This is a messenger RNA of Pogoniulus pusillus (Red-fronted tinkerbird), 4999 nucleotides long. RefSeq names its product CLOCK interacting pacemaker (gene CIPC). The transcript has 4 exons. The coding region runs from base 396 to 1514 and encodes 372 amino acids. Gene Ontology annotation, cellular component: nucleus. The record is from RefSeq and is a predicted model, not a curated record. Gene Ontology annotation, biological process: negative regulation of circadian rhythm; negative regulation of DNA-templated transcription. Lineage: Eukaryota; Metazoa; Chordata; Aves; Piciformes; Lybiidae.
UUUUUGCGUUGCUUCGCCUCUCCGUGUGGCGGGACAGCAGCUCGGGCCCGAAGUCGGGUGCUCGGCCCCGCCUGCGCGGGGGGGCUGCUGCGAGUGCGCCCCGUCCGGGCGGGCAGAGCUGCGGGGAGUCCUCGUCCGUCCGGGCUCGGCGUGCGGGCCGAGCGGCGGGAAGGCGCCGGGGUGUGCUCAACUCUAGUCGCUGCGGCGGGAAGGAGGGCCCUGGGUGUCGAGGAUGGCGGCAGUGCGACCCGUGGGUGUACGGAGGGACACCUGCCUGUAGUCCGCGGUUCCUCAAUGGAGAAGGGGCUAAAAACUGCCUGUGCUACUAUGGAAGCAUGGAGACAAAGUAGUCAUCUAUUGAGGACCUCAAGGAACUAUUGGGCAAAGUGACGGAAAUGAAGAGUUCCAACCAGUGCUUCAACAUGGCAGCAGCUGAAUCUGACAAGGACUCUGGAUAUUCAGAUGGAAGUUCAGAGUGCCCAAGUGCUAUGGAGCAGACUGACUCGGAGGAUGUGCUGAAUGCGUUGUGUUGGAACACAGAGGACGGGUCUUGGCAAUGCCCAGUGAGCUCAAGCAACUCAUUUCCUGCACUUUCUCCUAUGGUUGUAAUGAAAAAUGUGUUAGUUAAGCAGGGGAGUUCAGGACAGCUCCAGUCUUGGACAGUGCAGCCGUCCUUUGAAGUGAUUCCAGCUCAGCCACAGCUAGUGUUUCUUCAUCCAUCAAUCCCACCUCACAUUAACCCUCAUCCUGUUGGGAAAAAGAGAAAUGACUCCACUGAUUACCUGCCCAUCCUGAAUUCUUAUCCCAAAAUAGCACCACAGCCCUGCAAAAGAGAUCACUCCUUCGAUCUAGAAGAACAUCAGGAAACCAGUUGCCAUAAACGACUCUGCACAGAAGCACUUAAGAUGGAGACUUCUCCCAUUUCAAAGAUCACAGGCUUGCCUACUAGUCCUUUUGCCCACCUACCAGUUAGCUUUAAGACCUCUCAAAAUUCUAACCAGCAAAGUUCUUCAGCUGCUGUGACAAGUGGAAAACGGUCAACUCUUGCUGGCUUUCAUCACGUUUCCAGUGAUGCUCAGAAGACACGGGGUUUGACUCCUCUUUUGCCUUUUGGAACUCUGCAGGCAGCAAAGUGCACCCCUCAUGAGAAUGAGAGUGCAGCACAGACUACAAUGCAGUCUACAGUGUGGAGCCCUCCACUGAUACCAGAUGAGAUUUGUACUACCCCAGAGCUGCUCUUGCAACAACAAAGCAAAUGCAGACGCUUUCAGAACACACUCGUUGUGCUACGCAGGUCAGGACUGCUGGAGAUCACUUUAAAAACCAAGGAGCUCAUUCAUCAGAACCAGGUGACUCAGGCUGAGCUGGACCGGCUGAAGCACCAAACACAACUUUUUAUAGAGGCAAUAAAGAACAAUGCUCCACAGUCAUGGGCAGAGCUAGAAGCAUCUCUAACAGGAAUUGAUAAAGCUGAUAGCAACCUUGAAGAUCCGUCUUAUCCCAAUAUACAGUAAAAAGGUACAUAGCUAUUCAUCAAGCUGUUUCUGUGCCUCCUAUUUUCUGUUUCAAGCUUUUACUUUUUCUGAGUCCAGGACUUCCAAAGUGGCAUACCCUUAACAGCCUGUCUUCAAAACUAGUUACAGAACUGGAAUAGUAUGGUAGGGUCUUGACAGAGUUGGUACAUGCUAUUUCAGUGUGACCUUGAACUCCAUGCUAACUCUCUGUAUUUCCUUGAUCUCAAGCUCUGAUGAAUGUGCUCUGCUGGCAUGUUGCCAUUCUUGUAGUGAAAAGACAGUCAUUUGCAGUAUUCUGCAAGUGAGCAUCUUCCUAUUCCCAUCUUCAGAUAGUCAGUUCUGAGAAUGAAGUAGCAGAGGAGGCCCCAGUGUUGGGCUACCAUCAGUUGCAAGUAAAUUAAGGUAGUUGUUGCAAGGAGUGGAAACUUCACCAAUGAAGUUUCUUAUUGUAGCAAUGUGUCUUGCUUUGGAGAUUUAACACAUGUGAGUUAGUGGAGAUUUGGUUGUUCUGAAGCAGUGUUCUGCACUCACUGCAGUCUUUGGUCAAAGCAAUGAGUGUCUUGGGACCCAAGUGGUACAUCACAUUUUGAGGAGUGUAUUUUUGAUCACGAGCUGUACAGCUGAAUGAGUGAAAAUCACAGGGCUUGCACUGGAAGUGUUUGUCCCAAAGCCAUACUUAUUAAUGACUAACAAGCAUACAAGGCAAGUGUCUUUGAAUUUUCUUUGUAGCUGGCAGAUUAAACUUUGUUUUUAAAGACUGUAGUGACUUAAAAAAAAGAAAGUAUGAAACUGUAUUAAUUCACCAAGAUUAAUUUGGCAAGACUAAUUGGUUAUUAUUUGAUAUGUGUAUUUUUAGUUUGAGUCUAAAUUCUUUUUUCCUGCUGUGAAGUCAGAUUGCUACGCUAUAAAAAAGAAGAGAUGUGAAAGGAAAAGAAGCAUAAUGAUCUGUAUUGAAACAAGUCCUCCUCCCAUCCCCUUUCCCUCCCUUGUAUUUAGAGAUAUCAGAUGAAUGUACCUGGAAAAGGCAGGUUGGGGUGAAGAAGGGAAGGGGAAAGAAAGAGAUGGCAUCUCUGACAAUCUUCUUGAAAAAACUUAUCUAUUCGACUUUGCACUUGAAACAAUAGCAACCCCAAAACAUUUUUCCUUCAUGUUUCAUUUAAACAUAAAUUCCUAGCCUGCUUGCUUUAACAUAUAGCUAACACCACUGUGUGCAUAAGAUAUCAGGCCUUACUAGUAGAGAUCCACGCUAUCAUGUAACCAAAAACUGCUCUACAGAUACUUAACUUCAUUUCACUUACCUAAACAAUUAUGUCACUUUUUCCCAUCUGGAGGGUGGUUUUUUUUUUUUCCCAGAACCAGACUGUAGAGAGCUGAGAAUGGCUUUGUCUAAGAACAUUAAGGAAUCUGGAUUGUUUCUGGUGUGUUAUUUUUUGCAUGAUGGUGUUUUGAAAAUUGGUGCAGUCUCGGUGACUGUGUAUUUUGAUGCUUUGAUUGUUUAUGUGCUUCAGGUUCUUCAAAAAAAUCCCCAUGAAACAAACUUGAAAGUAGAGUGGAUGUCUUGCUAAUUUGUGACUAGACCUUUUCAUUUUCUGAUGCUUCUGGGAAUCUAUUGCAGAAGACUCUAGAGAAUGCUUUUGUAAUCUUCCUCAAAUAUGUGCAUUAGAGAAAUUGUGAGUGGCUUCUUUCUUGUAAGGGGUUUCUCCCUUCUUACACUGAUGAAAAGAAAUUUCAAUGGAAUGCUGUACAUGCCUUACAAAGAGGGGAAGUGUGAGUCGUAUUUGUACUAUCUGUAGGCCUAGAGAGAAAUGUUGUUGCAGGAUUCACCCUAUUGGAAUUGUAGCAGACUAGAAACCAUUACUUCCAUCGUAUCCUGCCCAUCAGCUGAAGACUGGUGCAGUAUGUGGAAAUUGAUUAAAAGUGUCCAUAGGCUGUCUUGUGUUCUGUAUGUUUUUUUUUUCAGAUACACCUGCUAUAACUGUGCAUAUUGGAACGAUUCAUACCUCACGGUGCAGCAAUAUCAAAACUCAGCCAGCAAACCAAGAAGGCAGAAUAGCACAGUGUGAUAAUGUAGGGUGUGUCAGAUCUAGCUCUUCUGGAAUCAAUUGUGAUAUCUGCAUGGAGUGACAUUUGGCAGGAUAGAUGUGAUGGUACCUUAGGCCAAUUGUGAAAGAAUCCCAAAGGAGAAGCUUGUUUCUUCUGAGCUUCUUACAGGAAGGAGAGAAGACAGUAAAAGGCGGUUCCAUUGAUCAGAUAUUUGUAAGAGGCCUAGUGGUGAAAUGUGAGAAAAUGCAUAGAAUCUUUUCUACUUUUCCCAAAAUUACAUUUUACCUGUCAAACAGAAGAGAAUUUCAAGGUCAGAAAAUGUAUAUAUUUUUAGGAGGUGAUUGUGCUAGAAAACAAGAUUAUGGACUUUGGCUACCUAGAGAUGAGAAGAAGUCCUAGCUAUUUGAGAAAAGAACAUGAGUCUACUGGGUGACUUCAUCUCCAGUCUAUUUCCACUGCACUGGUAGAGUAAAAGGAAUGGAGAACUGACCUUGGAGGGUACUACCUUCUGUCUUGAGGAGAUUUUGUUUGACAGAAAUCUCUCACAGUCCAUGCAGUAACAUACAUAUUUUUUCCCCUGACAGCACUGAGAGUGGGCUAAAGUGGGUGUGCUUAUGGCUGAUGGCCUUUUGAGCUGGUGUAAUUUGUAUAAAUAAAUAAAUCUGUGAAUAAAGUCCAGCAGCAUCUUAGAAAUCUCCUACUGGGCAUCAGUCCAGGCUUAAGUAGUAUUUGUUGAACUAGAAAAUUCCACUGUGGAACUAUUAAUGUGUAAAUCUAGGACUCCUUAGACCAUAUGCCUAGAAAACUGCAAGUCUUGACACAACACCUAUAAAAAAGAUGCUGAAGGCUCCUAGUGGUAGAUGCUCCACCAAGUACCAUUCUGUUUAUUUUCUCAUAGUUACCUUUAAUCCUGAGAGCCUUGUUAACCCUUUAAACAACAAGGGCUUUGCUUUCAUGCUUUAAUAGAAUAGAUUAGCUUGAAACUGUUGACAAUAUUAGUUGAUGACAUCAGGAUCAGCCUCUCUGAAUGGAAACCUGCAAGCAGUGAACAUGCAGGUUUUGGUUUUGACCUUUGAAGCAGUAAGACUUUGUAUUAACAAGUUAGCUAAAACCAGCUGUCUCAGUCUAAAAAGUCAAUCAGAUGACCUGCUGGGGCAUCAGUUGCUGCUGGCAACUAGCAGGCAAGGUACCUUGAUGGGUCAGGCAGACUGCUCUUUUUGUAUUGAGUUUUAUGAAAUGUUGGUGUUUUUUAUUACUUUUACUAUGUAUUUUUGAAAUUCUAUUGCUGUAGUUGGAAUGUAAACAUUUUCUGUACUUUCAAAGUCCGUUACCAGCUCUGAAUUACAGUAGCCUAAGAACUGUUACAGAACAUCACCUUUUUUGCUAAAACUUUACAGAAUCAGACUGUGAAAUACAGAUUAAAUAAAGUAUAUACUUGAAAA